AUGGCGAGACAAACUAACUUUAUUCAUUCCCUAGGGGCUGUUUCCCAGAGGACUGGUGAUAAAACUGCAAGAGCGAUCCCUCUCUGUCUUCCUAACAAUUAUCAGUGGGAUUCUAAGGCUCGUCAAUGUGUUAAAACCAAUGAAAUUCGUUCUUCAUUGUGUGUGGUUGAAGAGGCACUUGAGGAGCUGAGGACAGUCAGAGGUAUAGGCCCAUGCUUUGUCCUGAGAACAGGAAAUAAAAAAUUAUGUGUAGUAGAUUUCCAGUUCAGAUACACUGUUGUCAUGCGUAAUGAAAUUAAUGAUGGCCAGCGUCAUGUAGACGACUUUCAUAACUUUGUGGCCUAACUAGUGCUAUCCUUCCAUGUGAAUGUAAGCCAGGCCAGGCCUCGUCACUAUGAAUGGAAUGAAUUUAGUACCAGUUUAAAUUAAGAUUCAAGGGGCUUACUCAAAUGAAAGAGGUCUAUUUUAUUAAGUAAAGUAAUACUGUAAGCUCAGUAGGUCGCUAGUUCUUUAAAAAAUCAAUCACAAAACCUCACGACUAAACGAAAAAAAAAAAAAAAAAAAAAAAAACGAAAAACGUAACGAAAGGAAAAGGAGAAAAUACACAAAAACUGUUGAGAGGUUUACCAUUGACUUGCAUGAAGACUUAAAGCGAAUCAGGCUGCGCCCUAUUUGAAUUUUUAAGGGAACAAUUUCACUGUUAUGACAGAAAGUCUAGAAAAAAAGUUGAAACAAGAGCUACCAUGUGCGUGUCUGUAUAUUGUUUAUUUCACUUCAAUCUGAAUUUGAAGCCUAAUGUGGUUUAGUAAGUUUUGAUAGACGGCAAUCAAAUUAAUCUUUUCACCUUGCUCUGUAUAACAGGCCCAGUGUGCACCGUUGCUGUCGCUGGUCCUUUACGGAAAGGAAAGUCUUACAUUUUGAGUGAGGCUUUUGAUCAACCAGAGGUAUUCCCUCUUGGACACGAAUUUGAUCCGGAGACCAUGGGAAUCUGGAUGUGGAUCGUGCCAGAGAAAUAUAAGGUGCGAAACUUAGCAUUGAGAAAUUUAUUUACUAUAAGCCACAGUAUAUAAGAGAUCGAAUAUCCUGUACAGUAUAUCAAAUGAAGUGACUCACAAGUCUAUUUUGCUUGAAUACGAGUCAUAUUUUUCCUUGUAAGCACCCUUGAUGUUCAUAAGGUGGAAGAUCAGACGUUUUAUUUUUUUUUUUUUUAUCUGCAAUGAUGACAAUUAGCAUUCAGCGCGUAUUAGCAAAGUUGUUAUCUUUUUCUCGUGACUGUGUGUACGAUAAACCUGUUGAAAAGUCCGAAAGCUCUGAAACAUUAAAGAGUGCUACAGAUUAAGGUGAUAUAUGGCAUCACUCCCUUUCUCUCCUUUUUAAGAAUUGAUAUACAACUGUUCUCGAUAGAAAUGUGGAGUGAAAGUGAUAUCUAAAAUACUUUAAAUCUGAUUUAAAGUAUUUUAGAUAUCACUUUCACUCCACGAGAACAGUUGUAUAUCAAUUCUAAAAAAGGAGAGAAAGGGAGUGAUGCCAUAUAUCACCUUAAUCUGUAGCACUCUUUAAUGUUUCAGCUCUGUGUUUUAUUACUUCGACGGUUCCGCUAGCGUGUUUCAAAUAACAAAAAUGGGCAAAAUGAAUGACUGCAUUUUUCGGUUGCGUCACGGUAAAAUUUUACCCGAUCCUCCUAUAAGGCUAUGUGAUAUUCUCAUGACCCUCUUCAUCUUAAAUGGCUGUAAAUAUUCUAUAUGCCCCCUUUAUACUCAUUUGGUGACUACUGAUCCUCAAUCCGUUCCCACUGAAAACCGUGUGAUACCCAAAAAUUCAGCACCCAUCCCCCGUGCGAAAUAAAUGAAUAAUGAAUAGUGACUGGUCUCUUACCUGAUUUAGGACUUAAAAGGCCAGGAAGUCACAGUGGUGCUGUUGGAUUCAGAGGGUGUUGACGCUGCUUUCAGUGAAGGUCGUGACGACAAUCAGAUAUUUACUUUAACCGUUCUGUUGGCUUCCGUGCUCAUUUAUAACUCAAGUGGUGUUCCCACAAGGAGUGAUCUCGAUAGUCUGCAGUAUCCUUACCAUAUCAAGCAUACUAGUUUGUUGUAACAUGGCCUCAACGGUUCCUAUUAGUAUGCGCUCUUCACGGUCCUUUUUUCUCUCGUCCAUAACCUAAGGAUCAAUGGGUGUUAAUAAAUACAUGGUAAUCCUGUUAGCGAAAGAAUUGUUAACAGUGCACGACUCAUGGAAGCACGGGUUCGGAUCUUGAAUUUUUUUCAGGUUUCCUUUCAGCAAUUGUUUUAAUGGAAGCUUAUUUGCCAAGACUGAUUUUCACUCUGCAUAUCAAAUGAUAUCAUAAAUUUCGAUUCAUUACAUGAAUAAUAGAGGAAUAAUAAUAAAGGAAUACUUGACGCAAGACGAAACGUAGAGAUGAAGAGAUUGAAAGGUGAAAAUGUUCAAAUUUUGAUUUGGGCUCUUUACGGAUUACGACAAAUAAAAUAUGACUUUGAUUACUUCAGUCCCAAUCAAUACUCCUGGAUUUUCUUUAAAGUCAAUUUAGCUUUAUCUCAAAGCUGUCUGAACGAAUCCAUGCAAGAUCUAACUGGAAAGAGACUGAUAAGAAAAAAGAAGAAGAGUUCUUACACAGAACGUUUCCUUUCUUUAUUUGGUUGCUGAGAGAUGUAGCGCUCUCCAUUCCACGCGACUGUAGAGACAUCAAGGAUUACUUCUUGAAAAAGGUUAAAAUCCAAAACAAGGUCAAGACGCCGUCUGAAAAGGUCGCAAAUGGAGGGGGAUACUAAAGCCAAAUAAAUGAUUUUUUACACAGGUCUUCCGUCAGGACGCUUCCCGAAGUAGGAGUGAAAAUGGUGAUUAUGUACCAGAUGUAGCCAAGGACAUCUUGAGGUUCUUUCCUGGUUUUGAAGCGUUUGCCCUAUCCCCUCCCUCAACUGAUCUAAAUGUGUUAAAAAAUCUUAACACGAAGAAGGAUCAAUUACAGCCUCAAUUUUUGAGUGAAUUAGAGCAGAUUAAGAAGAGGAUAAAGUCCAUGCUGGUCCCAAAACACAGCUGCACUGAAGGAGAGCUUAUAACUGGGGAAGGUACGUGCUUUCGCCUUAACCCAAAUUCUUUUGGUGCCAAUAAUACCCAUUCCUAUCCUACCAUUACUCCCUUUCACGACGUUAUGUAAUAAUUUAAGAAAAAACCUUGUCAGAUUGUGCAAACUUAAAGGAGCAUCUCAUUACUGAAUGCUGAGUACUAAAUGUUUUUCAUUGCAUAGGUCUUGCCGCCCUGAUCACCCCAUACGUUUAUGCCAUCAACACUCCUGGUGUUGUUCCAAAUGUACAGGACGAGUGGGAUCUGCUAGUACAAAACAAGUGCUCAGACACCAGAAAGAAAUGUCAACAGAAAUAUAACGAGCUUAUGGCCUUAAAAGCCCUACAACUGCCAUGUGAUAAUGCUGAGAUACGUUGGUGUCACAACUCCGCAAUGGAGAAAGCUGAAGAACUGUUCAAGGCGGAAAUGUCUGGCAUUUCAAUUACCACGGUGGAGAAGCAUCUGAGGCAACUGAAGGUGAAGGUUAAGCAGUAGCUAAGAUACUUAUUUUCAAAGGCCAUUUCUUUUGCGUUCUCCACAAAGAUGGUCCGUAAGUCUCUGACUUGAAAGGCUGUUUCCAACAGUAAAAUCGUUGCUGAAGGUAGCAAGCUGAUACAACAUCAGUAAUUGAUAGUUUACGCAAAGGGACUAGUCUAAUGUCAUCAGCCGCAGGGACUUGUUGUAGAGACUUUUCUGGCAACCAGUGCUUUUAUUCUCCUAGUAAACCGAUGGUGAAUUUAUCAUUCACUCGUUAAAGAAAGCAAGAUAUUAAUUUUGUUCAAAAGAAAGAGCUAUCCUCUAAGUUUCUUCGCAAUUUAAUCUCUUUUAGGUUGGUUGAUGAUAUUAUCUUCGAUUGAAUUCUUUUUUCUUUCUAUAAAUUUCAUUCUUAGAGUUUUUUCGAGAAAAGGUUGAACGAAUUGAAGACUAAGAAUUCAAGGUUAACAAGACAAUUUUGUGAUGAUCUCCUGUUACAACUAAAAACAAAACACCUAGAUCCGGUCAUUGAGCAGCUUCAAGGAAGAGAAGAUUCGAAAUUAUCAUUCGAUGACAUCUUGAGCGUUUACAGGCAUAUCAAAGAUGACUAUGAGGCAGAAGCAAGGGGUGCUAAAGAUGCCAUUGCUGAGGCGUUCUCCGACUUUCAUCGCGUAAGACGUCAUAAUUGUAUUCUGAUCGUUCUCCAUAUAUUUAAGAUUGAUCCUGUGUUUAUAUGUUAACAGAGAAAUUUCCUCUAGUCACCAGUUAUUUUCAAAUGGAUGGGCUUGGCAAAUGAUGUCCUGAACAUGUUUGGCUUGUGAUUAAAAUUCCUUAGAAAUUCUCACGAUAUUUCCAUACUUACAGAUACUAGCUGAGGAUGCAAAACACAACCGUGAUAAGCUGAAACAACUGAAAGAUUUUGACCAAAGAGCUGCAAAGGAAAUAGUAGCAGAAGCUUUCAUAGAGCGAAAAAGGAGACAGGUUGAGGUACGUUAUACACACACGUUUGUAUUAUGACAUUGUCGUGGGAGAAAAUUUGAAAUGUAGCGGUGAAGGGGGUUGGAUACAUACAUACAAAAGCGGUACGUUUCCAUGACACUAAAAUCUGAAUAGGUACCAAUCUUGCUUUUAAGUUUAUUCUUGAGGUCUGCCGGUUUGCCUUGUCGUAGUGUAUUCAUGACUCGAAAGAUAAGACAUCCAAAACUGCCUACUUUGUGCUAUGUUUUUCAGGAAGACAAAGCUGGUUUACUGCAAGAAAAUCGAACAAUGGAAAAGGAGGUAUUCAUCUUCGCUACAUUUUCUAGUUCCCUUGUGGAAGAUGGAAGAAAAAAAACAAUGUCAAAACCUACAAAAUAAUGCACCCUCCCCAUUUUCACUUUCAAUUUUGGAUAAUAACAACAUACCUUUUCCUCACUAAUGAAAUAGUCUCACUUUAUCUUUGCAUAGUAAUGAAGGGGUGAAUUGCGCACAGAGCAAAGUUUUUCAACCCUUUUAAGUUAAGCUAUAUUUUUUUGUUGUUGUUGUUCUCGUUGUGCACUCAGAAAUACGAUAUUCUUUGUUUUUGUUCUGUUAAGACGCAGAUGCUGAUUGACAGAUCAGAAAAAGAGAGAGCUGGAAUGCAAGUGCAAAAGGAAGAAAUGAUGAAAAAGGAGCGCGAACAAUUGCAGAAUAUGAAGCAGGCAGGCCUGGUAGAUGCCCAGGAGCAAAGAGAAGCCUACAUCAAAGAAAACCAGGCCAUUGGUGAGGAACACAUGGAAAUGAUGAAGAGCAUUUUAGAAAUGAUCGCUGCAAACCAAAGGGAGAACAAGCAGCUUCUUGAACAAAUGAAGACACUUUCACCUGAAGAGUUCAAAGAGUCAGUGAAGGAGCUAGAAAGAAGGCAAUCAGAAAGUGUAAAUGCGCUCCUGAUGAAAAUGGAAGCUCGUGUGGGUGGCAUAAAAUCAAGCGGCGGGGAAGACUUUAACACCACAACAAAAGACGAAGAAUGUGCUAAAAAGGAGGAGGAUUUGCUAGGCAUGAUGACUUCGAGGGCACAAACCGCUGGGGAUCUACACCAAAGGUUGGUAGAAAAUGAAAGAGAUCAAAGUGAUCUCAGAACGGGUGAAAUGUUGAAGAAAGUUCUCAAGUUCAUCGAAGAUGUUGCACCCGUGGUUGGCAAAGUAGCAGCUCUUCAUCCAACAUGUUCACCUUAUGCUAUGCCAGUGGCCUCAGCCGUGAAAAGCAUCGCCCAAGCUAUGCAGUCUCUUGACUGCAGUAUCAUGUAACUAUUGUCUCUAGGAGAUUUCUUUUGCGGAAACAGAACGUGGGCUAGAAGCUAAAUGUUACGAAACUGUGUUUGGGAUUUCAUUAAAGUAACCAGUGACCAUUAUAUAGAAUUUAUAGGGAAGAGAACAGCAGUACGUUCUUUUAGGGUCUUG
Messenger RNA from Pocillopora meandrina, 5969 nucleotides. NCBI's taxonomy places the organism in Eukaryota, Metazoa, Cnidaria, Anthozoa, Scleractinia, Pocilloporidae. The record is from the annotation of a GenBank genome assembly.